AUGUGUACUGCUCGAAUAAAUAAAACAUUAACCAGAUAUGAAAAUCGGUUUCUUCAGAAGGCUUCAUCAACCUUGACAAUUCAAACUGCGCUACCUAGUCACUAUCAAAUAAAUGAUGAUGAUGAUGAUGAUGAUGAUGAUGAUGAUGAUGAUGAUGAUGAUGAUGAUGAUGAUGAUGAUGAUGAUGAUGAUGAUGAUGAUGAUGAUGAUGAUGAUGAUGAUGAUGAUGAUGAUGAUGAUGAUGAUGAUGAUGAUGAUGAUGAUGAUGAUGAUGAUGAUGAUGAUGAUGAUGAUGAUGAUGAUGAUGAUGAUGAUGAUGAUGAUGAUGAUGAUGAUGAUGAUGAUGAUGAUGAUGUUUAA
Messenger RNA from Schistosoma margrebowiei, 360 nucleotides. Lineage: Eukaryota; Metazoa; Platyhelminthes; Trematoda; Strigeidida; Schistosomatidae. The record is from the annotation of a GenBank genome assembly.